AGAAAUUAUCGUAGACCGCGACGGGGGACGAAGAAUGAGCUUCGACGACCAAGGUUUUUCUACCCGCUGUUCGAGGGAGUCAGAUGAUGCAAUCAGUACGGCUACGCAAGGACCGAAUUACCCGAAGGUCCUGAUGUUGGUGACCGGCGUGGCAAAGUUCCGAUCAGUCAAUUGCCACCUUUCUUCAUUCAGUUGCCACAGUUCAGUUGCCGUAGCUACGGUGCCUCGAUAGAUCGUUUCUUGGAUCACAACCAACCAUUGGCAGAGGAAUGCCCAGCAACACAAAAAGCAAACCCACCUUCUUGGUAUAGAGCCAUCAUUUCGGAUCUCUCCUUUCCUCUAUCGUUGUAAAUACUAUCGCAGACUUUCGCGUCUCGCACCCUCCGCAUCGCAGACUCUCGCAUCGCGCAUACGCACAAACCAGUACGAAGUUUCAAUGACAACGUCACCGCAAGAAAACGAUGUGGUCAUGGCACGGGUUCGAGAACGCCAAUGGAUUUACCUUGGUCCAAUUGCUGCCGCUCCCAUUGCCCACAUUUGCGUGACGCUCUAUCGGGACGCAAAGACACCUCGAGCCAAGCAACUGCUCUUCGGAGUGGGAGUAAUCGGCACUACUGUUUUGACUAUUGGCACAAGGCUUUACCUGAUGCACCAUGCAGGGUAUCCAGGGGGGACAAAUCCAGAAAUGGCCAAUCGAGAGCGUCUUGUGACCUUGGACGAAAAGAAGAGAAUGGAGAACCCGUCUCUCACGACAAUCGCCAAGGAAGCAUUCCGGGGGUUUGGAUAGCUACCGC
Molecule: messenger RNA, 794 nt
Organism: Seminavis robusta
Lineage: Eukaryota; Bacillariophyta; Bacillariophyceae; Naviculales; Naviculaceae
Source: the annotation of a GenBank genome assembly